This is a messenger RNA of Verticillium dahliae VdLs.17, 1578 nucleotides long. Its product is annotated as acetylcholinesterase. NCBI's taxonomy places the organism in Eukaryota, Fungi, Ascomycota, Sordariomycetes, Glomerellales, Plectosphaerellaceae. The transcript has 2 exons. The record is from RefSeq and is a predicted model, not a curated record. The coding region runs from base 1 to 1578 and encodes 525 amino acids.
AUGGUUUCAUUUUCCCCGGUACAGGCCCUCAGCGUGGCGCUGGCCUUCUGGGUCAGUUCGGUCGCCGGUACUGCUUGUAACCCUCGCGGGUACCUAACAGUAGCAACGACAAACGGACCUGUUACUGGCCACCUUGCCCCCAAUGCUUCGUGUGUUGUCGAGUACCUGGGCGUGCCCUAUGCGAAGCCUCCCGUGGGGGACCUGAGGUUUGCGCCGCCCCAGAAAAUCAGCGCCCGCAAUGCGUAUGAGGCUGCCAACUUUGGCUUCGACUGCCCGUUGUCCGCGGCGCCGACGCCAGACUUCCCCGGCUUCACGCCGCAGGCCCGUCGCAUCGUCUCCUUUUUCGCCUCUGGUGCGGGCACGCCGCAGAGUGAGGACUGUCUGACGCUCAACAUCUGGGCGAAACCCACGGCACGGUCGACGAGGGCAGCAAAGCCCGUUGUCGUCUUCUUCUACGGUGGACGGUUCGCCAUUGGCAACACCAACAGCCCCUUCUACACGGGCAAGUACUUCGCUGAGGCCGAGGAUGUCAUUGUCGUGACGGUCAACUACCGUCUGAACAUCUUUGGUUUCCCCGGCAUCCCCGGCCAGCCGCAGAACCUCGGCCUCCGCGACCAGCGGGCAGCCGUCGAAUGGAUCCGUGACAACAUCAAGCGCUUCGGUGGCGAUCCCACCAAGAUCACCAUCACCGGCCAGUCCUCAGGCGGCGUUGCUGUCGACUACUGGACCUACGCCUACCGCCGCGACCCCAUCGCCAACGGCAUCAUCGCGCCUUCAGGCAACGCCUUCAGCUUCCCCGUCAACGCGCCCGGCGUUCCUCGGCGCAACUGGGAGACGGUCGUCAGCGCUGUGGGUUGCAGCUCGGCCGCCGACGUCCUCGCCUGCAUGCGUGCCGCCGACUGGCAGGCCAUCCGCACAGCUGCCGCCGCCGUGCGCCCGACCGCCAGCAGCAGUGUGCUCCGCUCGAUCCCGCCCUUCUACCCGACGCCCGACGGCACUCUUGUCUUUGAGGACUACGUGUCGCUGACGGCCGUCGGCUCCUUUGCCCGCCUGCCGGUGCUCCUCGGCAACACGGCCAACGAGGACGGCUACUACCGCAUCCCGGCCUUCCGCGCCGGCACCGUCCCCACAGACGCCCAGGUGACGGCCUUCCUCCUCGAGUCCUUCACCUGCCCCGUCUCCCACCAGGCCGCCGCCCGCGCCGCCCGCGCCGUCCCCGCCUGGGCGUACCGCUACCUCGCCGACUGGGACAACACGCGCCUCUACCCGACGAGUGGUGCCUACCACGGCGUCGACCUGCACAUGAUCUUCGGCGCCUCCGCCGACACGAGCGGCCUGGCGACGACCGCCGACCAGGAGGCGCUGACGCGCGUCAUGCAGAGCGGGUGGUUCGCCUUUGCCGACGAUCCCUGGCGCGGCCUCACCAGGCUCGGCUGGCCGACCUUUGACCGCCAGACCAAGUCGCUGCUGCUCCUGGGCGAGAACAACUCGCCUGUGCCGAGGCUCGUCAAGCCGUCCGAGUUUGACGCGCCGUGCUCGACCGUCACCCUGGGCGCUCUAGGAACGCCGUCGUCGUAA